Messenger RNA from Talpa occidentalis (Iberian mole), 3397 nucleotides. RefSeq names its product solute carrier family 7 member 5 (gene SLC7A5). Gene Ontology annotation, cellular component: membrane. The coding region runs from base 1 to 1521 and encodes 506 amino acids. The transcript is spliced from 10 exons. Gene Ontology annotation, biological process: amino acid transmembrane transport; neutral amino acid transport. The record is from RefSeq and is a predicted model, not a curated record. NCBI's taxonomy places the organism in Eukaryota, Metazoa, Chordata, Mammalia, Eulipotyphla, Talpidae. Gene Ontology annotation, molecular function: L-amino acid transmembrane transporter activity; neutral L-amino acid transmembrane transporter activity.
AUGGCGGGCCCGGGCCCGAAGCGGCGCGCGGCGCCGGCGCCCGCGGCGGCCGAGGAGGAGCGGCAGGCGCGCGAGCGGAUGCUGGCGGCCGGGGCGGGCGCCGGGGCCGGGGCCGGGGCCGAGGGCGUGGCCCUGCGGCGCACCAUCGCGCUGCCCAGCGGCGUGGCCAUCAUCGUGGGCACCAUCGUGGGCUCGGGCAUCUUCGUGACGCCCACCGGCGUGCUGCGCGAGGCGGGCUCGCCCGGGCUGGCGCUCGCCGUGUGGGCCGCGUGCGGCCUGCUGUCCAUCGCGGGCGCGCUGUGCUACGCCGAGCUGGGCACCACGAUCGCCAAGUCGGGCGGCGACUACGCCUACGUGCUGGAGGUGUACGGCGCGCUGCCCGCCUUCCUCAAGCUCUGGGUGGAGCUGCUCAUCAUCCGGCCGUCCUCGCAGUACAUCGUGGCGCAGGUCUUCGCCACCUACCUGCUCAAGCCGGUCUUCCCCAGCUGCCCGGUGCCCGAGGCGGCCGCCAAGCUCGUGGCCUGCCUGUGCGUGCUCCUGCUCACGGCCGUGAACUGCUACAGCGUGAAGGUCGCCACCUCGGUGCAGAAUGUCUUCGCAGCUGCCAAGCUGGGGGCGCUGUCCCUCAUCAUCCUGCUGGGCUUCAUCCAGAUCGGGAAGGGUGGCGUCUCCAAUCUGGACCCGGAGAACGCCUUUGAAGGCACCAAGCUGGACGUGGGGAACAUCGUGCUGGCCUUGUACAGCGGCCUCUUCGCCUACGGGGGAUGGAAUUACUUGAAUUUUGUCACGGAGGAGAUGAUCAACCCCUACAGGAACCUGCCCCUGGCCAUCAUGAUCUCCCUCCCCAUCGUCACGCUGGUGUACGUGCUCACCAACCUGGCCUACUUCACCACCCUGUCCACCGAGCAGAUGCUGACCUCAGAGGCCGUGGCUGUGGACUUCGGGAACUGCCACCUGGGCGUCAUGUCCUGGAUCAUCCCCGUGUUCGUGGGUCUCUCCUGCUUCGGCUCCGUCAAUGGGUCCCUGUUCACCUCGUCCAGGCUGUUCUUCGUGGGCUCUAGAGAGGGCCACCUGCCCUCCAUCCUGUCCAUGAUCCACCCGCGGCUCCUCACGCCCAUGCCCGCCCUCGUGUUCACGUGCAUCAUGACCCUGUUCUACGCCUUCUCCAAAGACAUCUUCUCCGUCAUCAACUUAUUUAGCUUCUUCAACUGGCUGUGCGUGGCGCUGGCCAUCGCCGGCAUGCUGUGGCUCCGCUACACCAAGCCCGAGCUGGAGCGGCCCAUCAAGGUGAACCUGGCCCUCCCGGUGUUCUUCAUCCUGGCCUGCCUCUUCCUGAUCGCCGUCUCGUUCUGGAAGACGCCCGUGGAGUGCGGCAUCGGCUUUGCCAUCACGCUCAGCGGCCUGCCCGUGUACUUCCUUGGCGUCUGGUGGAAGAGCAAGCCCAAGUGGCUCCUGCAGGGCAUCUUCUCUUCCACUGUCCUGUGCCAGAAGCUCAUGCAGGUGGUGCCCCAGGAGACAUAAGCCAGUGGCCUGGAGGCUGCCAAGAAGAUGUCAAGAGACCGUUCGAGAUCAACUCACCCCUCCAAGGUGAACUGCCCGUCAUCCAGGCAGCUCAGCCGCGGGCCUGCCACCUACCAGCCUCCCCUGCGGGCCCGGCACCCACCACAGAAGCUGGCAGGACGCCACACUACAGCAGCAUCAGCAGGGCCCUCGGCGUGCAGAAAGGGCGCUGGGCAGAGCCCGGGCAGUGCCUGCCGGCACCCGUCACGCGGGGUCUUCCCCCUGCCCUCCUCCACCCACUUGUGUUAUUUUUUUAACUUAAAUUAUGGAGGCCACCAAGAUGAUUAUUUUUUAAAGAAUUGGGGAAGGGGGAGCAGUGGGACAAUCUCCCCCAACUCCCAGUGCUGCCCGCAGCGUGAGGGGCCCCCGAGGGCCUGGUGUGGCCAGCCUGACCCUGGGAGGCGCAGAGCCCCACGCUACAGCCGGAGGCCGAGUGCUGAGCCGCCCGGCACGGGACGUGGGUGUGCGCGAGGACAGGCCCUGCCCAGCUCCUGGUGUUCGUUGCUGCAGGUGUGGGGACAGUAGGGACAGUUGCUUUUUGCCUUAAAGACCCUGGGCAGAGCCCUCCCUGGCCAGGUUGGAGCAGGGGUCUCAGCCCCUGUCUGCCUGAGAGGAGGGGCUGGCGGAGUGUGCAGUAGGGCCGCGUUCUGAGCCCGGUGUCUGAGCAGCUGGGCCUCUAGCGACCCACAGCCAGCACCGCCUCUUGGCCUGGUGGCCCUAUGAGGACCCCGGCUAAGCGCGUUCAGACGUGCCGGUCACGUGCAGUCUAGAAACAGGGUGACAGACGCUACAUGGCCGGGCACCCCCUGCUUCCCCUCUUAGGUGCCGUGGCCGUCUUAGCCACUGACCCCCAUCUGUCCCCAAAGUGUUCUGAGCCAAGUGCUGUGCUGAGCCCCCCGCUUCACCCUGGGGAGCCCUCCCCGCUCUCCACCCUGGGCUGCAUGAAUGCCGAGCAGCUGGUUGAGGCUGCGUAUCCCAGGCGGUGUGAUGGACACCAGAGAAACCCGGCAGGCGGCUUGGGGGGCCUGGGCUAGGUGUUGAGGUACAAAGGCAUCAGCCCACCGGCCUUCCCUCCUGCUCUGCGGGGCCACGGGGAGGUCAGGAGACCCAGCCUUCCUGCGUGACCACGCGCAGCUCCGCAGAGGCUGCCAGGGGUGAGCUCUGGCCCUCGGGGCCAUCUCUGCCCACUGGGUGAGACCCCUGGCAGGCGGCCCCGGGAGGCCAGAAGACCUGUGCGAGACAGCUGCGUCCCUGGCUCUGCCCGGGCCUCGAUUUUGUCAUCUGCAAGCAGACAGCGGCUGCCUGGCCGCCUGGCGGGUUCAUGCGCACAUCUCGGGGCACAGCCUGCUCCUCCCCGCCCCCACCCCCCACCUCCCAGUGUUUGCUGCUCCCCCGGGGCCAGGGCGGGUGACCGACCGUGUGCUCUGCCGCUGCGGGGUGGACAGGUGCACCCGGCAGAGGGGGUCACGGUGUGUUCUCAUCUGGGCUUCUUGGCCGUCCCCCCACGCAGCCUGGGGGUGCCACCUUAGAAGGCAGAGCCCGCCGGGGCCACUCCUCCCCCGUCAGCCUGCGUGUGGUUUUCGUCUCUGAUGUGGCCGAGCCCGCCGGCCAUCCGCUCUUGCUCGCGUCCUCCCAUCUCCCGGAUGCGCGCCUGCGGGGACAUCGCCCAGCCGGGACCACGUCCAGCCCUGCGUGGCUUCCGUGUCUCGUCCUGCUCGUGGCUAAUCUGUUACAUGUGUCUGGGGUGGGGUGGGGAGCUCUGGUUUUGUUUGUGAGGCUUUUUGUUCAUUUUUAAAGAAAAACAAUUGGACCCUUAAGUCGUGCCGGUGCCUUCUGU